AUGUCAGCAGCUGACAAUGGCCGGAAUAAUCCGGUUCAGCCCCGGACGCUUCUGGAUAUUAUAAAAGACGACAGGUCCAUCAAGGACAAGAAGAGUUGGAAAACGUUCCGGGACAAGCUACGGCUCAAGCGAGCCGGUUCUGCCUGGACCUCCUCGGUCCGUGUCCCUGCUUCCGAUGUUAACGUUCAUACUAGCAGACCCCGGUCCUCGCCACGUGGUCCGCAUUAUUCUACCACGGCUACUGACACAAACCACUCGGAGGAUAGGGGUGAACAUGUCUCGGCUUCUAACCCGAAAGACGGUCCACGCUCGAAAAGCUUGAAGCCACUAACGAUGGUACGACAUCCAUCAGGUCGAAUUUCCACCAAGAAUGACGACGACGAAGACGACGAUAUUGAGGACGAAGGCGAUGAUGAUGACUACGGAUUUUCGGGAGAAGAGGAGGAUGGAUCAGAAUCACCUUUAGAGGCAACGGUGGAGAAGAGGUCAUUAUCCGCUAGGGAAGCGGUGGCGGCACAGGAAGCAGCAGAAGCAGCGGCAGCGGCGGCGGUGGGAGGAGAGGAGCCGGUGAAGAUGUCGUUGAUGGACUUGUUGGGGGAGACGGGGUACGCAAUGGGAGAUGACGAGGAAAACGAGGAUGAAGAGGAAGACAAUGUGUCGGUGUCAUCCAGGGGAGGGAUGGAAUAUACGUGCUGCGUUUGCAUGGUUAGGCAUAAAGGAUCGGCGUUCACUCCAUGUGCGCAUACGUUCUGCCGCCUUUGUUCAAGGGAGCUCAUGGUUCAGCGAGGGAACUGCCCUCUUUGCCAUGGCUACAUCUUGGAGAUUCUUGAUAUAUUUUGA
Molecule: messenger RNA, 840 nt
Organism: Hibiscus syriacus
Lineage: Eukaryota; Viridiplantae; Streptophyta; Magnoliopsida; Malvales; Malvaceae
Product: E3 ubiquitin-protein ligase RNF34-like
Exons: 1
Coding region: 1-840 (279 amino acids)
Source: RefSeq, a predicted model, not a curated record